UCCACCUUAAGAGGACGAUGUAGCCAGCUCGCGGCGCUGACCUUAGAAAAACAAGUUUGCGCAAAGUGGAGCGGGGGCCCCGGCCUCUGGGCAGCCCCGGCGGCGCUCCCACCGCCUCCCAGCCGUCGCCGGCGGCGCAGCCGCGGCCCAUGGAGCCCGCCGGCCCGGCCCCCGGCCGCCUCGGGCCGCUGCUCUGCCUGCUGCUCGCCGCGUCCUGCGUCUGGACAGGUGUGUCAGAUGAGACGGAGCUGCAGGUGAUCCAGCCCGAGAAGUCGGUGUCUGUGGCGGCCGGACAGACGGCCACUCUUCACUGCACCCUGACCUCCCUGCUCCCCGCUGGGAAGGUCGAGUGGUUCAGGGGCACAGGGCCAGGCCGGGAGUUAAUCUUCAGUUUCAGAGGAGACCCUCACUCCCCUCGAGUAACAAAUGUUUCAGACGCCACAAGGAGAAACAACAUGGACUUUUCCAUCCGCAUCAGUAACAUCACCCCAGAAGACACGGGAACCUACUACUGUGUGAAGUUCCAGAAAGGGAACCCCGAUGUGGAGUUUAAGUCCGGACCAGGCACCCAGGUCACCGUGAGCGCCAAACCCUCUCCCCCCGUGGUGUCGGGCCCCACGGCCAGGGCCACACCUGAGCAGACUGUGAGCUUCACCUGCGAGUCCCACGGCUUCUCCCCCAGAAACGUCACCCUGAAAUGGUUCAAAAACGGGAAUGAGCUGGCAGCCUCCCAGACCACCGUGGACCCAGAGGGAGACAGCGCUUCCUACAGCAUCUCCAGCACAACCACGCUGCCGCUGACCCCGGGGGACGUUCGCUCCCAGGUCAUCUGCGAGGUGGCCCACGUGACCCUGCAGGGGGGCCCUCCUCUUCGUGGGACUGCCAACUUGUCCGAGACCCUCCGAGUUCCACCCACCUUGGAGGUUGCCCAGCAACCCGUGACAGGGGACCAGGUGAAGGUCAUUUGCCAAGUGAAGAAGUUCUACCCCCAGCGCCUCCAGCUGACCUGGUUGGAGAACGGAAACGUGUCCCGAACAGAAACGGCCUCGACGGCCUCGAACCUCAUAGAGAACAAGGAUGGGACCUUUAACUGGACGAGCUGGCUCCUGGUGAAUUUAUCCGCCCACAGGGAAGAUGUGGUUUUCACCUGCCAGGUGCAGCAUGACGGGCAGCCUGCGGUCACCAAAAACCAUACCCUUGUGGUCUCUGCCCACCAGAAGGACCAGGAAACGCAUACGACCCAGGACAAAAAUGAAAGCCAGACCAUCUUCAUUGUGGUGGGCGUGGUUUGUGCCCUGCUGGUGACUCUCGUGAUCGCAGCCCUCUACCUCCUCCGAAUCCGACAGAAGAAAGCCAAGGGCUCCACUUCUUCUACGAGGUUGCAUGAGCCCGAGAAGAAUACCAGAGAAAUAACCCAGGUACAGUCCUUGAUCCAGGACAACAAUGACAUCACAUACGCAGACUUGAACCUGCCCAAGGGGAAGAAGGCCGCCCCGCGGGCCGCCGAGCCCAACAACCACACAGAGUACGCCAGCAUUCAGACCGGCCCGCCGCCCGCGCCCGAGGACACCCUCACCUACGCCGACCUAGACAUGGUCCACCUCAACCGGGCCCCCAAGCAGCCAGCCCCCAAGCCCGAGCCAUCCUACUCGGAGUAUGCCAGCGUCCAGGUCCAGAGGAAGUGAAUGGGACCGUGGUCGUCUCUAGGGUCUGUCCCCACGAGCCUUCCUGUCCCGUGUGGGACAGCCGUGAUGGGGACAGCCAGCCCAGUUCCCAGAGGGCCGGGAUGGUGCAGGCCCUGGAACUCCAGGAUGAGGCUGGCUCUUGUCUCCCCAACCCACGUGGCUCUUCGACAUUUCCAGGGCAGCCACAGUCCCCCCACAUCACCACACGCGGAGGCCGAUGUUGCCAGACUAGCCGGGGGACCCACCUGGGAACUGGCCAGAACCACCAGGGUCCAAGAACCCUCAUGCCUGUCUCCAUCAACAUGCGGGUCUCGGUCACGGUCUUGGAGACCCUGAUUGCCCCGCUUCGUGCUCUGCAGCCUGAUCUUCCAGGGUGAGGAGGGAGACAACCCCACCUCCUUUUACCACCACCCACCUGGGGCUUGGGGAAGAUUGUCCCUUUCGAUCGAACUGCCCCGUCCGUGGAGAAGCUGGAAAAAAACCCUCCGGGACCCUCAUCCCAAGACUCGGUGAGACUGCUGCCGAGAGUCCUAGCCUCCCCAUCCCGGGAUUGAUGAGGCGCAAGCCCCGGGGGAGGGGAGGAGCCUCCGAGGAACCCCCACACAGCCGCCACCGCCACCACCAAGGACUGAGUAACAAAACCCCCCUCCUCCUGGUGGCCCUCCGAGACUCCUUGAGGACCCGCCGUCCCAACCGUGACGCUCCACACGGCCCCUCCUCUCCUUUCUAGACCCGAGCUUGCUUCCUCCAGCUAGCACUAACUCAGCAACAUCUCGCUGCGGACGCCUGUAAAUUAUCGAGAAAUGUGAAAUGUGCAAUCUUGAACCUGAGGUGUUAGAAAAUUUGAUCUGUGGUGUUUCGUUUUGUUUUGGUUUUUUUCUUAAAACGACAGCAACGUUCUCUUGGCUCUUUGUCAUGUGUCGAAGUACCUGGUCGGGUCUUGUGCGGUCUAAGGUUUACCAGUUGGUCGUCCCGGGGGGACCCUCUUACGGCGGAAACUGGGUUCCCCCACAUCCCAGACCCCGAGGAUGGGGAGGAAGGUUGCAGUGCGGCUGCCCCGUGGAGACGCUUAGCCUUCCCUCCAGGGCAAAAUAGGUCACGUUCUCAGCCGAGCCACGUGGCUGGUACUGCGGUCUUCUGUGCCCCCAUCGUGCUAAGUCCAGACCCGCUCAGUGCUCCUCCUCCUGGCUGCAUCCUUCACAGUGCAAGCUUGUCGAGACCCGAGGCCUCAGUUUUCUCAUCCAGAAAGAGGGGAGAGAAAAGAUGCCCCCCUGCUCCCUGGCAUCUUACCAGCACUGGAAGGCCACGCAGGGGAGGGAAGCUAUGCCUGUCUGUUUUCCCCGCCCCUUAACGACGACCCCAUUCCAGCUCUCUGAGCUGGUCCCUGCAGGAGGAAUCUUCUACUUCUGCUCUCAAACCCUUUGGGGAUCAAACUGGAAUAAAUCCCAAACAGCCAGGAGGACUGGGCAGCUGUGAAGCCAGGACUGACCCUCCUUCUGUCCCUCUGUCUCAGGAGGUUGGGCAGAUGCUGUGACCUGUUGCCUCUGAUCCCCACCCUUCCAGUCGGGGGCCUGGCUGGGCCCAGGGCCAGCAGACGUUGCGAGCCCUGUCGAUUCGGUCUUCACACGUAACCAACCAAGUCUUAGAGCGGAAAGGUUAAUCUUCGUCACCCCCUGGGUCCGGCCAUCCAUUGGAUGCCCCAGGGAUUCCAGGCCAUCAGAACAAGAAGCUGAGCCAUGCUGCCCAUCAGCAGGUCCUACGCAUGGAACCCUGGGAGCUCAGCUCAGACCCCGUUCUUUGGGGACAGAGAUUUGGCAUUUCACACGACGGCAUCCAAGAAUCGGGUGAGCCAACGGGCCAUGUGGACAGUUUUGGCCGAUGAGCCAGGGUUUCUCUGUGGCAUCUGGGAGCACAGUGACCCAGCCACCUGGCUCGGGCCAUUUCCAAGUUCCAAAAGGUUGGCUUGUCAACCUUAGCCUCCCUCUCUCCUGCCCAGAGAAGGCACAUGUGCUUGAGUGUGUCCCAUGUACGUGCACGCGCACCCACGUAGGCACACAGAAUUUUAAGAGAGUGUUUUCUUGGUGCCAUUUUAUUUUAUUUUAUUUUGAAUUUGGGAAGGGGAGGAAGGGAAUGAGGCCAAGGAAGUUGUGCAGCUUUAGCUCCGGCCUGGCAGCCUGGAGAUUCCCAUACCUUGUGUAUCGAACCCCAGGAAAAGGAAGAGGUCGAAACAACACUACGGAAGGAGCGUGGUUUCGGGAGUUUAUUUUAAGACUGCUAGGAAGGAAACAGGCCCCAUUUUGUAUAUAGUUGCAACUUAAACUUUUUGGCUUGCAAAAUAUUUUUGUAAUAAAGAUUUCUGGGUAACAACGA
Molecule: messenger RNA, 4055 nt
Organism: Acinonyx jubatus (cheetah)
Lineage: Eukaryota; Metazoa; Chordata; Mammalia; Carnivora; Felidae
Gene: SIRPA
Product: signal regulatory protein alpha
Exons: 9
Coding region: 150-1685 (511 amino acids)
Biological process (GO): positive regulation of phagocytosis; positive regulation of T cell activation
Cellular component (GO): plasma membrane
Source: RefSeq, a predicted model, not a curated record